This is a messenger RNA of Thalassophryne amazonica, 3242 nucleotides long. It is a transcript of the gene wdr54, whose product is annotated as WD repeat domain 54. Gene Ontology annotation, biological process: cilium assembly; sperm axoneme assembly; cilium-dependent cell motility. Bases 323 to 1333 code for a protein of 336 amino acids. Lineage: Eukaryota; Metazoa; Chordata; Actinopteri; Batrachoidiformes; Batrachoididae. The record is from RefSeq and is a predicted model, not a curated record. The transcript has 10 exons. Gene Ontology annotation, molecular function: protein binding.
CAUCAAAUCAUGAACCAGUUGCCGAUACACUGUUUCAAAACGUGAAACGCUACAAAACCCUCGUCAUUUGGCCAUUACUCGUGGCAUUUCGCGACUGCACAUUUCACAGCAAGACUGUAAACUCAACUUGUAAGCGUUAACUUUUAAAAAACAAUCAUCCAACAUUAUUAAAACCGUGUUAUUCUCUGUGCACUGUAUCCUCCGCACGCUCUAUGGUUGCCCAGCAACCGAGUACGGAGGCGUCACGUCACGUCGGACGUCGUCUCUAUGGCUGCGGAGGACGCGGAGACUUUAUAUUGGGGCAUCAACAUCCUGCUGAGAGAUGUAUCACAAAGAAAAGAGCAUUCAGAUCAAAAACAGCGCUUCAGCGCUCUACAACAACCUGGGCGUGCUGCGCAUCGCGCCGCGCCGCCUGACAUACUUCACCGUGGUUCACGCCAAUGUGGUCAACAUGGUCAGCGCGUCCUGGGACGGUCUCAACUACUGCCACCGACAGCUGCAGUCCAAGGAGCCCAACGUGGCAACAAGCACGUCUCUCAUCAUGCAGGCUGCAUUUUGUGUUCUGCCCUCCCGUGAGCUGCUGGUGGUGACCUCUCAGAAGGGUAUCCAGAUGUAUGAAUCAGAUGGCUCCAUCAUGGUCUACUGGCAUGCAUUGGAUGCUCCAGAAACACCUACAGCUCAGGCUGUGUUUGCCAGAGGAAUAGCAGCUGUGAGGGAGAAUUAUAUAUGUGUGGGUGUGUCAUCUGGUGCCAUUCUAGUAUUUGAUGUUCCCAGUAAAGGCAGUAACAUCACGCUGUCUGAGGUUCUAGAGGAGCACAGAGGAUCCAUCACUGACUUGGCCUCAGAGUGUUCAGGUAGCCAGGAGUGCCUAGUUGAUGUGGUCAGUGCAGAUGAUGGUGGUAACCUGUGUGUGUGGAAAUCUGGGGAGGAAUUUCAGCUACUCAACAAGAUCCAUGGCUUUGAUAUGACCUGCUCAUCUGUAAAGCUGUGGAAAGGCACCUUAGUGGUGGGAUACGGUACUGGGCAGAUCCGUGUUUAUGAGGCAGUGACAGGAAUACUACAUGCUGAGAUCAACGCCCACGCACGCUGGAUCUACUCACUGGAUAUCGCUCCCGUCUCUGGGCUGCUUCUGUCUGCUGCUGAGGAUUCUAUGGUCAGGGUGUGGCACCUGACCGUGUCCCCAGAAACCAAUAAUGUGGAGGUUGCACAUUUACACAAUGAGUGUGUGACAGACACACAGAUCUGUGGCGCCAAAUUCUGUGACGGUGAUGGCUACGCCUUUGCAGUGACAGGCUACGACCUGAGUGAGAUUAUCUGCUACACACAGUUAUAGGGCUUUGCAUAAGACUGACGAGUGUUUGAAUGUGAAGUUUGUGCAAAGUUCCUGUGAUGCUGAAUGAGUAGAGUGACCUGAGAGCCAAAGGAUAGGCUGAAGAUGAGAUACCUGCAAGUAUAAGGUCUCAUUUAGCAUCAUGUUGUAUUUUUUCUUUGCACAAACACUAUUUCAUGAUAUUUCUUCAGUGAUGUAUUAAUGUACUAUAGUGUAUCAGUUGAAUAUUGUGCUUUUAAAUUAAAGGUACAAUUCGAUUUCGCUUCUCCAGCAUAAAUCAUAUUGUCGUUUGUCAGUAGAACAAACUGGAUAUGCAUUAAUGUAUAUGAAUUAUUUUCAUGAUUAUGAAUAUAAUGUUAUGGCCUUCAACUGUCUACAUGUCAGUCGUAAUCAGUGACAGACAGAAUGAUAAAUGUGGGCACAUUCGGCUAAAGUCAACCUUUCUUAUGAGCUUUUAUUGAGAUUGAGUGAGCGAAGUCUUGAUCAUUCAGUAAAGAGGAACUAUGUAACAUUUUUACCUUAAUUUCAUAGUUUGGGACUAAUUGCAAUCGCUAAAUGACUUGUUUUGAGGAGAAUGGGGCUCCCCCACCUCCCAGGUGUCUCACAGCAGAAAAUCAGUGUUGCACUGACCCAGUGUUGUUUGAACGAGAGUCUCGGGUCUUGCAAGAAACACGAAUUGCUUUCCAGCACUCCAACAACACGUACGUACAUGCCCCCUAUCGAGGCACUGGCGUGCUUGCAGCUUUAAGUCAGCAAAAGCUUUAUUUCUUCCAUGUUCAUCGUCAUGGCAGAGCCAGCGAAAAAGCAAAAAACAAAACCUGUUGGAGGAAGAGAAAGAGCAUGGCUGAGCAAGGGGUUGCAACCUCAGUCAGGCUUUCUCAGAAUAGCGAGAGCUGAAAGAUGAUGGAAGAAGUGUGCAAAAUGGAUGUAGACCUGGCGUUCUUCCUGUCACACUUGUAAGUAUAUUGAGACAGACUCUCUGUUCUUCAUGUAUUUAUGUGUAUUGUCGCUUUCUUGACGUUCCACAGAUUGUAUUCGCUGACUCAGUUGAAAACAAAUGCACAUGGACAGCAGGGGAAGAGGGGAGGAGGAGGACUGGCAGUGAGUUUUUACAAUAGUUUUGUGUCAUAUGUAUGUGUAUGUAAUGGAUACGUAUAUGUAUGUAAUCCCGAGCUGUAGGGCGAGCUCCAUAGAGAAAAAUGUGACCAAACAAAAAUAAAACCGCAAAAAACUGACCAGAGAUGCAUAAUGCCUCUUGAAUUAUCAGGCACACAUAGUGUGGCAGAUGUAAUGAUUCGCAGCACUAAUGUACUAUACGCUCCCUGACCUGGUAGGACUUCAGAAUGCAGAGUGAGUGUUUAUAAAAAUGGCUGUAAUUCUGAAAUGUCUAAUCCAAUGUUUUGACAUUGCCCAUAACCUCCUACAGCAGGAACAAUAUCCAGUUUGGUGUAAUCUGAUACUGCAGAUGACAGUUCCUCGGUCAGUGCGCAGGAGCUGGUGUACCAAUUGGACAGGGCCGACACACAUGAACAGACAAACACAUUCACACUCUCACCUACGGCCAAUUUAGAGUCACCAAUUCACCUAACCUGCAUGUCUUUGGAAGUGGGAGGAAGGCAGAGCACCCGGAGAGAACCCAAGGAAACAAUGGGAGAGUAUGCAGACUUCACACAGAAAGGACCAGAACUUGGGACCUUCUUGCUGUGAGGUGAGAAGGUCUUGACAACAGGCAAGGUAGUUAUAGAUCUUUUUUUUAUUCACAAUAAUAUCUGUCCUCACAUGAAACAACUGUCUGUAUGUUGACAAAAUGCAAUUUGAUUUGUAAUGGAGAAGCACAAGGCACUAUUAAAAAAAAGAAAGUACACAUAUGUAUACAGAUGUUGUUAAAUAAACUCAUAAAUGCCUUUACAAA